Messenger RNA from Clonostachys byssicola, 645 nucleotides. The record is from the annotation of a GenBank genome assembly. NCBI's taxonomy places the organism in Eukaryota, Fungi, Ascomycota, Sordariomycetes, Hypocreales, Bionectriaceae.
AUGUCUGCCCACUCCCACGACGAUGUGUCCCGCGUCAUGCACCGAUGUGUCAACGACGGGAUCGAUCCCAUUGCCGCGGCCAACAAGAUCAAGGGUCUAGUCGUGCGAAGUCCCUCCGCGUACGAGUUUUGCGCCUUUGACAAGAUAUGGUCCGAGGCCAUCGCCAUGGCCAAAUCCUGGGAGGUGAUGGACGAGCGCCACGGACGGCUCGCCAAUCUCUUCGCCGAGCUCAGCCGGCUUCGUGACUCUCGGUUCCAGGUCGCCGAUUUCUGGCUGCACGCGUGCGGGAAGCAGAUCUACGCCUCCGGGCAGGCAGUGCUCGAUAACGAGUCCGGGCAGGAUAUUUGUGAGGCGUUCCAGUUCCCGCAGGCGCCGACGGGAUCCACGCUGCCGAUGCCGCUGAGGUGUCAGUUUCGGCUUACGAAGGCGCAGCUGAUCCGGUCGUGGAGGGCGUGGGAGUUUUUGUUCAGGUCGUAUACGGGGCAAGCGGCGGGUGAAGAGGCAGCGGAAGAGGGGGAGAGGAGGCUGCUGGGGCUGGCGAGGGGGAUGCUGGAGUACAUGGAGAUGGUUGAGUCGGAGUAUGAGAGGGCGGUGCAUGGGGAUUUGGGGGCCAUGGAGGCGAUGAGUUCCUUUGCGGGGGUUUGA